GGCAUAGUAAAUAAAGCCCGUUUGGUUUAUGAAACCGGAUUAUUAGGUAUGAUUUCGCGCAACGAAACUAUCGCAAUACCAAAGGUAGAAAUAUUUGUAUUACGACUUCUGGCUACAGAUUUUACAUUACCUUUUGUAAGAGACAGCCAAUUACACUUAUAUAUUUCUCCUAAAAUGGAACAUGACAAUAUGUGGAUGGUAAAAGUUUUCUCUUGGAAAAUAUGGUGCAUUAUAUUGAUUAUGUGUGUACUACUGAGUCUAUGCACCUUUGUGAUACAAAAUGUUCAAACACGAAAUAAAGAUAAGAAACGUGAAAACGUAUCUUUCAUCGAACACUUAUUUUAUAGUUUUGGAAACCUCUGCAGUCAAGGCUAUAUUCCCCAAAAUCUUUAUGGAAAAUCAAGGAUAUUAGAAGUAUCACUGGGAUUGUUUUGUUCAGUCAUAUGCAUGUCAUUUGGGGCUGUGUUAUUUACAUAUAUAAUGAAAAAUAUUUUUGUGCCACCAUUUAAUAAUUUAAAGUCCUUGUUGACUGAUACUAC
This is a messenger RNA of Wasmannia auropunctata (little fire ant), 539 nucleotides long. RefSeq lists its product as uncharacterized. The transcript has 3 exons. Lineage: Eukaryota; Metazoa; Arthropoda; Insecta; Hymenoptera; Formicidae. Gene Ontology annotation, molecular function: ligand-gated monoatomic ion channel activity. The annotation marks the transcript as partial. Gene Ontology annotation, cellular component: membrane. The record is from RefSeq and is a predicted model, not a curated record.